Messenger RNA from Porites evermanni, 3117 nucleotides. Lineage: Eukaryota; Metazoa; Cnidaria; Anthozoa; Scleractinia; Poritidae. The record is from the annotation of a GenBank genome assembly.
AUGCCAGCAGAGCAUGAAAUAGCCAUUAUAAAAGCAGAAGCUGCAACAGAGUUCUACGCAGUACCAAUAAACGUUGCCGCUACAAGGUGCUGUCACUCCACGGAGUUAAAAAACGAACUAAAUGGGUAAGUAUAAAUUUGAAAUAAAAUUUCUGCAAGUAUUCCAGGUUGCUGGAAAAAUUACGCUCGAAGACUGAGGCAAAAGGUUUGCAGAUGACUCAAGAAAAGGGUUUUGACAGAGUAAUUAAUCUAAGCGCGUUUGUUUGCAUAUAUUUUAUAUUUCAUUUUAUGUACAUAAUUAUUUCUCGGUAAGAUUAUAUUAUCCUAUACUUUUGUUAUCUUAACCGGGCUCGUACGUAGUCACGUGCGUAGGCCCCAAAAUGUAAAUGUAGGAAAUAAAUAAAUUUAAGCAAAGAGAAAAGAAGCUCGUUAGAUAAAAAAGAGAAACAGUUUCUCGUUCGAGAAGAUAUAAAUAUUUGAAACUUUGGGCAACAUUUUCCCUCGAUUAAUUGAUUAUUUUCUUCGAUUCUGAGCUAUUUGUGAUUAUUUAUUGUUGUAAACAGGACUAGAGAAAGAUGAAGAUUAUAAAACAGAAGUCCAGAUCAGCGGCCGCUAUAAAAUCCUCAGUGGUACCCCACCAUCUCAUCCUAUUCUGAUUGAACACUCCUGUUUAAUGACACCCGGAAAUGAGUGGGAUAUGGAGGUUAAAUGUCGCCCCAUAUUACAAGGAGCCCAAGGUGUGUCCAAUCAGGAAAAUAACUGGAGAAGCUUGAUGGUAGUUUACCCCGAAGCUGAAGUGAAAUUAAAACACAAUGACAUCGAAGUCACUUUGCCGUCUCUGCAGGAGGACGUCGAGAUCGCUGCGUUCGGAAGACCAGGAAAAGAUGACAAGAAAAGAAUGCAAAUGGCGAUCUUUGCUAAACGACCAAAACAAGGAAGAGACUGGAAGAUUUGGGUUUAUCUUGUAGAUGAUACAAGUCCAGCCUGUGAGGUAUAGUGUGCUAUUAUGCUUAUUUAUUUGUUUGUUUGUUUAAAAUGUUACCGCAUUUCGUUACUCUAUGAUCAUGAUUUUAUCGCCUUAGCGAGCCAGCCAGCCAUUGAUCACUCCCUUCCGGCAAAGGCGCUAAAGAGCUUUAAUACCGCUAACCAAUGUAAUGCAAAACGAUAAUGCCAAGAGCACAAUUUAUUAAUUCAAGUUAUUAACAUACACUGAUACGAAAACUGACUUCUACGUUUUAUUUCUUUUCCUCGUAUAAAACAGAAAAUGUUUCAGGAUGAAGAUGAAAAGGGAAACAGACUACUGACACCACUUGCUGGGAUAUUUGUGUCCAACAGCAAUAAAGACAUCACAAUUGAACUCAGCAAACUGGAGCCUGGAUGGAAAAUCAAAGGAAGCAAUGUAAAGGUACCAAAGGGGAAUUUGAUUGUCAACAGUUCCCUUCACGAUACUGAUUAAAAUCCCACGCUUGUUAUCCGCUGCAUGUUUGGAUUAGUUGGUAGAGUUCUAGUCUCUAUAGCGGAGAUGACUGGACCAAUUUCCAGUACCAGUAUCAGUACCAGUACAAGUAGAGUGGUAGUGGUAGUGGUAGUGGUAGUGGUAGUGGUAGUGGUAGUGGUAGUGGUAGUGGUAGUGGUAGUGGUAGUGGUAGUGGUAGUGGUAGUGGUAGUGGUAGUAGUAGUAGUAGUAGUAGUAGCAUUAGUAGAUCUUGUUUUUAAAUAAAUUCCACUUCACUUUCCUUUUUAGACUAUCAAAUCAACUCAUGCAUGGAAUUCCUCAGGGAACUCCGUAGAUUUUCCACGUUGCUAUUUCGAAAUAAGUCACGAGAAUAGUGCCAAGCAUUCACUCUUCUGUGGAAUAGAAGCUUCUCACGAAGGAGACAGUGCACAAGCAGAAGUUGUGGCGUAUUUUGAACGAGUAAGUGUUGACAGAAAAUAAUUACUAUAAUUGCAACAAUUUCGCCUGACUUGCCAUAAAUGCGCUGAUAAAUCUUAUACUUACUUCUGUUGCUCUCCAUCGAAGAAAAAUAUCAAUGCAAGAGUAUAUUUAACCAAGCCUUAGGUAACCGCUGAACUUUUUCAUCUUCGUUUUAUAGGAAAGUGGUCAGAAAAUCGUCCAGCCCUCUAACAAUUCUCGCAAACUGAGUAAUAAGUGGAACUUUGUUUCAAAAGGUAAACAGAAAAUAAUGUAUAAUCACUUUGAAGUACGAUGUAACUCAGAGACCAAGAGGAGCUAAAAAAGACCUCUGCAAAAUACAUAUCUCUUUUGACCUGUGUAAUCUAUUUUCAUAUUGUAGUCUAGUUUUUCUCAACUUUUUAUAUGAACUUUCAAAUUUCUUAAUUAUUUUUCUCACAGAGAUUACCGCCAGGUUGCCAUUUCAUGAUGUUUUGACUCUGCUUUGUGCACUUUUAGCUUCUGGCCUCAAUACCACACACGUUACAGGUAAGCUUGCUUUAUAAUUUUCAAUAUUAAAUAUACGAUGCCAUAAACGUGUUUUGGAUCGGAUAUCCUAUUAAAGCGCCUGGUAGUAAUAAACGAUGCCAUUGUAUAAAACAAAUACGGGAACCAUACGUUUGCUGAGAUUGCUUGCUUGUUUCUUGAAAGACAAUCACAGAAGUGUAAGUAAACCCUUUCAAAAACUUGAAAAUCGUUUACAUGCGUCAGGAAGCAUCAAAAGAUACCCUGGCUCUCUAUAUAACAGCAAAUACAAUUCUUUUCAUUUCACUUACAGCAAGCACAACAAUCUCAAUAUUUUUGUUUUAAAUUUUAACAGGAUCAAAUUCAACUUAUCAGCAAUUUACGACAAAGAAGGAUUUUAAAGAUUUUACCAAUUCCAAGCCGCCUUACAACUUCAUUAGAAUGCCUCGUUCCGGGGCGCUUGUAAAGCGCCGGAAAGCAGGAUCCACCAGCUGCGGUUCAACUGUCGCACAAGAUCAUGCACAUUAUGCAACUGCAAGAAAGCCAAACGCCUCGGAACGAGGAAAUGCGUUACAGUUAUUCCAAAAACAACAUUCUCAAGAAGUCUACUAGAAGAGUAAACAAGAAACAAGAAAAAAGCCGAAUGGACAAGAAAAAAGGAAAGAAAAAUAAUAAUGAUGAUCAAUUAACGCCGAUGAGACC